AUGAAUGCCGAUACGGUUCCCGACUUCCUCGCUGAGCAGCGCGAUGCUGCCCCAGAGGAACUACAGCCGCUGAUACUCGACUUCGAAAGUUAUUGGGAAAGGAAGCUUUGGCACCAGCUUACCGAUGCACUGGCCCAAUUCUUCAGCGACGAUGGUAGCGCCCCGCAGCGCCUCGCCUUUUAUAGGAUCUUUAUUCUCAAGUUCGCCGACAAAAUCAACAAGCUGAAGCUGGUAGACUUGGCGCUGAAGGCUGCAUCGCAAUACAACCGCGAGCGUCUCGAGUUCCUCCAGUCCGUUGUGAAGAAGGUCGAUACCGAAGACUCGAAAGACGCUCUUGUUUUUGCAUCUGUCGCAGUGGCGCAGGUUAAAUUAAGCUUGAGUGAACUUGAUGAGGCGAGAAAAGAUUUAGAUGCAGCUGAACGGAUCCUUGACUCGUUAGAUUCGGUGGAGGUCAUUGUCCACGCCGCUUUCUACGACGCAAACGCCAGCUACUACCAGGCAAGUAAUUCUGCACACUAUCAAGUCACUUCCUGGUACUACGAGCCUCUAACCUCUUUACAGAGGAAGAUGGAUUUUGCCAACUACUACAGAACCGCUUUGUUGUACCUGGCAUGCAUCGAUCUGUCAACCAUGUCCGAAGAUGAACGCCAUCGCCGAGCGUACUAUUUGAGCGUCGCCGCUUUGGUGUCCAACAGCAUUUACAAUUUUGGCGAGCUUCUCCUUCACCCAAUUUUGGAUGUCCUAGCACAGAGCGAGGAUGAUUCCUGGCUACGCGACCUUCUUUUUGCUUACAACCGCGGUGACUUGGCUGCGUACGCGGCACUUUCCGACCACAUCGCGUCUAACAAGCUACUGAGCGAGAACUCGACCCAUUUGAAGCAGAAAAUAUAUCUGGCUGCUCUGACGGAAGCAGUUUUCCGACGUCCUCCUCAUGACCGGGCCAUGUCAUUUGCCACAAUUUCGCAGGAGACCAAGGUCCGACCGGAUGAAAUUGAACACUUAAUUAUGAAGGCUCUCAGCUUGGGCUUGCUACGGGGAACAAUCGACCAAGUGAAUGGAGUAGCUCAGAUUACGUGGGUGCAGCCAAAGGUGCUCGAUAUGAAGCAGAUUGGAAGCAUGCGCCAGCGCCUGCUCGACUGGGACUCCAGUGUAAACCAGCUGGGCAACUGGAUUGAGAAGGCCGGCAAGGAUGUAUGGGCGGCAUAA
Molecule: messenger RNA, 1206 nt
Organism: Cordyceps fumosorosea ARSEF 2679
Lineage: Eukaryota; Fungi; Ascomycota; Sordariomycetes; Hypocreales; Cordycipitaceae
Product: Proteasome component region PCI
Exons: 2
Coding region: 1-1206 (401 amino acids)
Biological process (GO): ubiquitin-dependent protein catabolic process
Cellular component (GO): cytosol; nucleus; proteasome regulatory particle, lid subcomplex
Molecular function (GO): structural molecule activity
Source: RefSeq, a predicted model, not a curated record